ACGAUGGCCGCCUCCAUGACAUGCGUUGCUUAAUUAUAAACUUUAUAAAGUAAUACGAAAAAGUCGGGAUAUUGAACAAUGAGGGUCAAAGUUUUAUCUCGGAAUCCAGACGACUAUUUAAGAGAAACAAAAAGGGACAUUCACAAACUUCCAAGAAACUAUGAUCCCGGCCUCCAUCCAUUUGAGGCACCGAGAGAAUAUGUCCGUGCCCUGAAUAUGACCAAGUUGGAGCGGGUGUUCGCCAAGCCAUUCCUAGGUUCAUUGGACGGACACCGAGAUGGAGUACACAGGCUGUGCAAACAUCCAACAAGUCUGUCACUGUUACUGUCUGGUGCUUGUGAUGGCGAGAUUCGUGUUUGGAAUUUGACAAAACAUACCUGUUUGAAAUCAAUCCAAGGUCAUGAUGGUUUUGUUCAAGGACUUUGUACACACCCAAGUGGCAAAUAUUUUUUCUCGUGUGGCACGGACAAGACAAUAAAACAGUGGAGUAUGGAUGUAGAUGGAUCUGUGAUGGAUGAACCAGUGAACACUAUACUUGGCAAGACAGUUUUUCAAUCAAUGGAUCACCACUGGUCCGAAAACCUGUUUGCGACAAGUGGCGAAUGUGUUAAUAUUUGGGAUGAGGAGAGAACUGAGCCAAUAAGAAGUUUUACGUGGGGCGUCGACAGCACUCACCACGUCAAGUUUAACCCUAUUGAGACACACAUUCUUGGUGCCACUGCAGCUGACAGAAGCAUACUGCUUUAUGAUAUGAGAGGACCGGUUCCUCUCCGUAAGGUUAUUCUCAAACUUAGAUCCAACGCUAUUGCCUGGAAUCCAAUGGAGGCAUUUAUAUUUACUGUCGCCAAUGAAGAUUACAAUUUAUACACUUUUGAUAUGCGGAACUUGAAAGUACCCCUGAAUAUGCAUGUGGAUCAUAUAUCUGCCGUUCUUGAUGUCGACUACUCCCCUACAGGUAGAGAGUUUGUGACAGCCAGUUUCGACAAAACUAUCCGCAUUUAUCCAUUUGACAAAGGCCAUAGCAGAGACGUAUACCAUACUAAGAGGAUGCAGAGAGUGGCGACUGUGCGCUGGUCGCUGGAUGACAAAUACAUCUUGUCAGGCUCAGACGAGAUGAACAUCAGAAUAUGGAAGGCUAGGGCUUCGGAAAAACUUGGUGCUCUGAAACCCAGGGAGAAGUCGGCUUUCCACUACGCAGAGAAACUGAAAGAGAAAUUCCAGCAUCAUCCUGAAGUGAAGAGAAUCUCCCGUCAUCGCCACGUGCCAAAGAUGAUCUACAACGCUUCCAGGGAACUCAGGAUGGCCAAGGAAUCAGUGAAAAGAAAAGAGGCAAACCGCAGAGCUCACCAGCGAGCUGGCACAGUUCCGCACAUUCCUGACAAGAAGAAACAUGUGGUGGAUGAAGUACCGUGAUGGAGGCAUCUCUUUACAGAUAUCACAGGAUGACGGCAUCUCUCUACUGAUAACAUACCAAACUGAUAACGGACAAAACAUCUCUUCAUGGAGUUCCUGCCUUGGUCUGCUGACAAUCAGUGAAGCUAGUCACUUGAUAAAACGAAUACAAACAUUUGGUCUUUCUUGACAUAUAAAUAAUGCAAGAAAGGAUUCUGCAUAGGGCUAGCUCUAGCUCUGUAGAACGUUUCACCAAAUCAUCUGUUAAACGCCACAAACUGCAGAAACCAACCAUUAUUUUCAACAAAAUAUCCAUCGUUACAUGAAAUUCUUUCGCCAAAUUAAAAUAAAAUUGGCCAGCUGUUUAAAAUUUGCAAUUUGCGAAUUUGGGAGAGGCAGAGCUAACCCUGCUGCUGUUAAAUAAUAUGAUUCAAGAAGGAUUUUGCUGUUCUUGAUCUACUUAUUUAUUAACUAUUUGACCAAUAAUUUUUAUCAUAUCAAGUAAGGAAGAUAUUUUAAAUGAACAUUUUAGUUUUUUUGUAUCUAACGUAAUAUGCCAAAACAAGUGAAGUUACUGUAACUAAUAAGCACUGACCGUAGCAAAAGUGAAAUCAAACUAAAGAUGAAAAAUAUUUUGUUGUAUUUACAUAACAUAGUACAACACAUUGGCACAGCCAGGAUGUUAUAUAUGUGGACCCCAGGGCCCGGUAACGCAAAGCACUCGUACCAUUUAUGUCCGAUGUAUGCCACACAUUAUGUAUGGUGUAUGUCUGAUGUAAGUGUUAUGAGUGCUGUAUGUUGCCGGGCCCAGGAGUGGUUGGGCACCCUUGUUAAUUCUCGCUUUUACAUAUAGAUGGUGGUGAUGGGAGGGAAGGUGUGAUUGGCCAUCUAGCUGGUUCUAACUUUUGACCCUGGUUCAGACUGCCAUGCUCAGCCCUUGCAAUUCAGUACAGUGCCUCAGGAAAAAGAAAUGCCUUGACUAAAAUACACCUACAUAUACUACUCACAACAAGUUACGGGCCACAUGGACACUGCAUCGGAGAAGGGUGGCCCAUUCGCUGUGCCAGUGGCAUGGAAACAGUCUUGCAGUUAAUGGAUGACAGAAUGGCUCACUUGCAGGCAUCUCGCUACUUUUUAUGCAUUUGUCAUAUGCUUACUGGCAACCAAACAAGCUGCGAGUCAAAGGCUGAUAUACAUGCAACCUGAAAUGCUUUUUUCAAGUAUGUAGCUUACUUUUCAUUACCCAUCAGCGACCCUGAUUUUUUUUUUUUUUGAAAAGAGUAAGGUAAAAAAAAUAAUAUUGGCCCUUAACUUGUUGUGACUAGUAUAUGUCUUCACUGGUCAUAUUUGCAAAAGGAAAUGCUGAUGUGAAGCUUUUACAUUGAUAUUACAUAAUACUGAUGCAGAUUAGAGGACUGUAUGUUUACAUGGAAAAAAAAAAAAAAUUGAAAUAAACAUGCAUAUUUGUUACACAAUUUUGACAAUAAAUAAUAUAUUCUGUCAA
Messenger RNA from Gigantopelta aegis, 2896 nucleotides. Its product is annotated as DDB1- and CUL4-associated factor 13-like. Gene Ontology annotation, cellular component: small-subunit processome; nucleolus. Bases 79 to 1413 code for a protein of 444 amino acids. The record is from RefSeq and is a predicted model, not a curated record. Gene Ontology annotation, biological process: maturation of SSU-rRNA from tricistronic rRNA transcript (SSU-rRNA, 5.8S rRNA, LSU-rRNA). The transcript has 12 exons. Gene Ontology annotation, molecular function: protein binding. NCBI's taxonomy places the organism in Eukaryota, Metazoa, Mollusca, Gastropoda, Neomphalida, Peltospiridae.